ACCUCUGCUUUGCUGGCUAUAAGCUCUUCAUUGUUGGUUUUUUAUGGGGGCUUGUCUGCUGAGAAAGAGAGAGGGUUCUUAGUUUGGCCAAUCCGCUAUCUAUACACUCUGGUUUUUCACAAAGUCCCCACUUUCACCUUUGUUCUUCUCCUUCAACUUUGUCGUCAUCCUCACACCACUACAAAGCCGAAGAAAAAGAAAAAGCAAACACAACGAAGACCCUUUUUUGCUCUUCUUUGAUUCAAUGGAUCCACAGAUCUAAUGCUUUGUCUCACGCACAUCACAUGAGCUUCUUCUUGCUCUUUCCAGAUCCUCCUCUUCUUGAAUUGUAGCCCGCAAAUAGCUUUCACGAACGGGCCAACUUACUGGUGUAUAAUUAUUGUGCUGUGAAGUUGAGGAGAACAGCAGUCAGAUUCGGGAUUUUUGUAGUCAGAGUUGUUUUCAUGUGGAUGAGAAUUCUGAGGGUUGUUUGGAUGAGAUGAGGGAUGUUAUCGGAGUUGAUGAACUUUUUGAGGGCCUGUUUUCGGCCAAGGUCUGAUCGAUAUGUUCACAAGGGUUCAGAUGCAGGGGGGCGCCAAGAUGGGCUGUUGUGGUACAAAGACUGCGGACAGCACUUGAAUGGCGAAUUCUCUAUGACUGUAGUCCAGGCCAACAAUCUGCUUGAGGACCAGAGCCAGAUUGAGUCCGGCAGUUUGAGCUUGCACGAGACUGGCCCCUAUGGUACCUUUGUUGGUAUCUACGAUGGGCAUGGCGGCCCCGAGACAUCGCGCUUUAUCAAUGAUCACCUAUUUCAGCACCUGAAGAGGUUCACUGCAGAGCAACAAUCGAUGUCUGUGGAUGUGAUACGGAAAGCAUUUCAAGCAACAGAAGAGGGUUUUAUGUCUCUUGUUACCAAACAAUGGCCAUUGAAGCCACAAAUUGCGGCCGUUGGGUCAUGUGCUCUAGUUGGUGUUAUUUGUAGUGGAACCCUUUACAUUGCCAACCUUGGUGAUUCCCGUGCUGUCCUGGGAAGAGUGGUGAAGGCAACAGGGGAGGUUUUAGCCAUCCAAUUGUCAGUAGAGCAUAACGCGUGUAUAGAGUCUGUGAGACAGGAGCUGCAUUCUUUGCAUCCAGAUGACUCACAAAUUGUAGUAUUGAAGCAUAAUGUAUGGCGUGUAAAGGGUAUUAUACAGGUUUCUAGGUCUAUUGGUGAUGUGUAUUUGAAAAAGGCUGAGUUCAACAGGGAGCCUUUAUAUUCCAAGUUUCGGCUUCGUGAACCUUUCAAAAGGCCAAUACUGAAUUCUGAACCUACAAUUUCGGUGCACCAGUUGCAACCACAUGAUCAAUUUAUUAUAUUUGCGUCUGAUGGGCUUUGGGAGCAUCUUAGCAAUCAGGAAGCAGUUGAUAUAGUUCAAAAUCAUCCACACAACGGAAGUGCAAGAAGACUGGUAAAAGCUGCUUUGCAAGAAGCUGCAAAGAAGAGAGAGAUGAGGUAUUCAGACUUGAAGAAGAUUGACCGUGGUGUCCGCCGGCAUUUCCACGAUGACAUCACAGUGAUUGUUGUCUUUCUUGACUCAAAUCUUGUGAGCAGGGCUAGCCAAAUCAAGUGUCCAAAUAUAUCUGUGAGAGGGGGUGGCAUAAACCUUCCCCCUAACACACUGGCUCCUUGUACCAUGCCAACUGAAGCUGGCAAUACCUAGUUAAGCUGUAUCUCCUGUUUGUCUGUUGUAUCAUUUUCUUUGUGAAUACCAGGUAGCUUCCAGAAGAGAUCACAUGAGCAGGACUUUAAUUCUUUAGUGUACACUGUCAACUUUAACUGGAAACUGAUACUCGCAUUUAGCUUCUGCGCCAAAAACGAAAAUACUGGAGAAAAAGAACUUUUCUAGAUGAUACUUGUUAUUUCCUCGGCACUGUUUAUACCA
This is a messenger RNA of Juglans regia (Persian walnut), 1901 nucleotides long. Its product is annotated as probable protein phosphatase 2C 46. The coding region runs from base 486 to 1679 and encodes 397 amino acids. NCBI's taxonomy places the organism in Eukaryota, Viridiplantae, Streptophyta, Magnoliopsida, Fagales, Juglandaceae. The record is from RefSeq and is a predicted model, not a curated record. Gene Ontology annotation, molecular function: protein serine/threonine phosphatase activity; cation binding. The transcript is spliced from 5 exons. Gene Ontology annotation, biological process: protein dephosphorylation.